AUGGACGUCGCUUCAGCGAUUUCGGGCUACAUCUCGAAGAUUGCUGGCGUUGGUGAAGGCGCUGCCGCCUCUCAGAGUCAGAAGAUGAAAAUUCUCCUGCUAGAUUCCGAGACAGUCCCCAUCGUAUCUACCGCAAUCACCCAGUCCGCCCUCCUUCGAUACCAGAUCUACCUCAUUGACCGAAUCGAUAACCCUGCCCGCGAACGCAUGCGGCACCUCAGAUGUCUGUGCUUCGUCCGCCCAUCUCCGGACUCGAUCCAGUUCCUCAUCGAUGAGCUGCGCGAGCCCAAGUAUGGCGAAUACAACAUCUACUUCAGCAACAUCAUAAAAAAGUCCUCGCUAGAAAGAUUGGCCGAGGCGGACGAUCAUGAGGUGGUGAAGGCAGUCCAGGAGUACUUUGCAGAUUACAUUGUGGUCAACCCAGAUCUGAUGACCUUGAGCCUGGGUUUUCCCAAACAGAGACUAUGGAGCCACAGUCCAGACAUCUGGAACACCGAUGCAUUGCAAAGGACCACCGAGGGUGUGGUCGCCCUUCUAUUAUCACUGAAAAAGAACCCGCUGAUACGGUACGAGAAGAACAGCCUCAUGGCGAAGAAGCUAGCCACCGAAGUCCGCUACCAGAUCACCCAAGAAGAACAACUGUUCGAUUUUCGCAAGACUGACACUCCGCCACUGCUACUGAUUUUGGACCGGAGGGAUGAUCCUAUUACUCCACUACUCACCCAAUGGACGUACCAAGCUCAAGUCCAUGAAUUGCUCGGCAUCUACAACGGCCGAGUCGAUCUGAGCGCUGUUCCCGACAUCCGGCCAGAGCUCAAGGAAAUCGUCCUCUCGCAGGAUCAAGAUCCAUUCUUCAAGAAAAACAUGUAUCAAAAUUUCGGCGACCUGGGCGGAAGCAUCAAGGAAUAUGUCAACCAGUAUCAGACCCGAACCAAAUCCACCGCCCAGAUUGAGUCAAUAGCCGACAUGAAACGCUUUGUCGAGGACUACCCAGAGUUCCGAAAACUCUCCGGCAAUGUCUCUAAACACGUAACUCUGGUCAGCGAACUCAGUCGUCGUGUCUCGGCAGACUCACUGCUUGACGUCUCAGAAUUGGAGCAAAGUUUAGUCUGCAACGACAAUCAUGCUGCCGAUCUCAAGACCUUACAGCAACACAUUCAAAAUCCGAGCAUCCCUGCAGACAAUAAAAUCCGCCUCGUAGCGCUCUAUGCCAUCCGCUACGAACGCAACCCCAACAACGCCCUGCCUGUUCUCCUUGACUUGCUUACUUCCGUAGCCGACGUCCCUGCGUAUAAGAUCUCUAUCAUUCCCAAGCUUCUUGCUUAUCAUCACAGUCUUCAGCCUGCUCCCGUUGGUGGAGCUACCGGCUUUACCGACCUUUUCGACUCCGGUUCUUCUCCAUUCAGCCAAUUCCGCCGCAAUUUGAAUCUGAAGGGCGUUGAGAAUGUAUACACACAGCACUCCCCGCGUUUGGAAAACACGCUUCAGAAUCUCAUCAAGGGGCGAUUGAAGGAACUACAAUAUCCCUUUGUGGACGGACAUCAUACGCGGGAUAAACCUCAGGAUAUCAUCGUGUUUAUGGUGGGAGGCGUCACAUAUGAGGAAGCCAAGAUGGUAGCGCAGGUCAACGCCUCGGUGCCGGGCGUGAGAGUGGUGCUAGGAGGAACAAACGUGGUUAACUCAACAAUGUUCCUGGAGGAGGUGGAUGAUGCGGUCGGAAGCUGGCCGGAUCAAGGUCCUGCGACAGCGAGAGAAAGACUGGGCAGAGCCGUAGGAAGGUGA
Molecule: messenger RNA, 1782 nt
Organism: Cladophialophora psammophila CBS 110553
Lineage: Eukaryota; Fungi; Ascomycota; Eurotiomycetes; Chaetothyriales; Herpotrichiellaceae
Exons: 1
Coding region: 1-1782 (593 amino acids)
Biological process (GO): vesicle-mediated transport; intracellular protein transport
Cellular component (GO): Golgi membrane
Source: RefSeq, a predicted model, not a curated record